Molecule: messenger RNA, 533 nt
Organism: Prorocentrum cordatum
Lineage: Eukaryota; Dinophyceae; Prorocentrales; Prorocentraceae
Source: the annotation of a GenBank genome assembly
GGGAUCUCGGAGAUUUCUUCAAGAACAAGACCAAGAAGAAGAUCAAGGCGUCUAACCUGAACACUGCGGCGACCGCCGCGAAGCCGGAGGAGAAGAAGCCGAAGAAGACGGACAAGGACGAGGAAGGCUGGGAAGAGGAGCAGGUCACCGCGUCGACUAUCACCCGGAUUGAGGUGGUGGGCAACCUGAAGCGCGACGAUGACAAGAAGGAGGAAGAGGAUCCCCCCGGGGGGGAGUCUACCGCGCCCGCUUGGGGCUCGGUGAAGACGGGCUCGACGUUGCAAGGCGAUGUGCGCAAAGAGAAGCAGUACCCGUCGCUUGCCAAGUCUGUUGGUUCUACCAGCAUCAACAUCGACGACGGUUCUGACAACAGGGUGAACAUCAAGACAUCCAAGAACGCGUUCGCAGCGCUAGGAACGAAGCUGGCAGCGACGGCGACGACGCGGGGCCGAAGAGACCGAAGGUCAUCUCCGCGGCGAAGGUGCACAAAGCGCAGGGUGAGCGUGAAACGGUCGCGCUUCAGAGAGAGGUAG